AGAUAAUUUAGUGUUAAGGUAAUGUCUCCAGACAAGUUGGCUGGACGAAACGUUGGAAUUAUUUUAAAUUUCAAUCGCUGAGAUUGCUUCAAAUAUAAUUUACAUAUAUAAUGAAUGUCUCCUAUGGUUCUGAAAUACUCGGCUGUAUAAUGAAGCUUCCAAUGCUGCAAAAGCCUAGAUUCUCGUUGUUGAAUUUUUAAUGACAUUGUUUGGAAAUUUAUCAUGAUCUUAAUUAGUUUUAAUGUUCAUUUAGUCGGCUUUCAAUAAGUUUAUCCAUCAGAUCAUGUUAUACAGAUAACCUGAAUUAUUAAAGGAUUUUAGUAAUUUGUUGGUGUGGAGUACAGAAAUCAAUGACAGAACACAAAAAUCCUACAGAUUUCAAUGAAGUAUUACCUCCAUCUUUAGCUGCUGUUAGAGAGAUAUUUUCGGAGUUUAACGUCUCGGAAGUUUCGGAUGAAAUAUGUACACGAGUUUUGGACGUUUUGUAUAGACACACAUGUGACGUCAUUGAAGAGGCAAAGGCUGUUUCUCAUCAUGCCGGUCGACCGAAAAUUGAAGAAGAUGACGUACAACUAGCCAUCAAUUCAGUCACAGAUGGACUUAUGUUUGCACCUCCAUAUAGAGAUCAGUUACUAGCUUAUGCUGAGAAAAAUGAACAGCCACUACCAACUGUUCGUCCUCAUUGUGGCAUUCGUUUACCCGCUGAACGCUUCACACUCACAGCUCCAAAUUAUUCACUUUUACCAUGUGCAGACAACGCAAAAACAAAUCCUUCAUCUGAACUCGCUGGCGAUUCUUCAAUGACACUUCAUAUAUCCAACCCAGUGAAUUCUACCAAAAAUAUAUGUAGAGCUAUUAAUCCUUCAACCAGACCAAUUACUGUUGGUAAUCCUAUGGGACCAUCUGUUCAUGUUAUUGCCGCCCCUGGGAUGGGACCUUCUAUGAUUCGUGUUCAAACUGUCCAAAAUGUUGCUCAAUUGUCUAAUGUAGAUACCAGCACUGGCUUACGAACACUUCCCGUCGGCCCUACAGUAUCCAGUGUCAUGUCUUUGAAUCGACGUUUCAUGGACACAUCAUAAUUCAUUUUGGCAGUUACUAACGAUAAACUUCCAUAACGUUUUUGGCUAUGAACUCUAAAUUGGGAUCCUGAAUGCCAUUUCAGUGAUGAAUUUUUCAAUCCAUUAUUUUCUUUUAUCAUCAUGUAUAUAGUGUUCAAUUGUAUAUAAACUUUUGUAAUUUUUUGGUUUCCCUUUUUUAAGUUUUUACCCAGCUGUACAUAUAAAAAACUUAGAAGUUAACUGAUUUGAGUAAAUUAACUAGUUGGAGGACAAAGUUUCGCGGAAUAAAAUAUGGAGAAAGCUGUGUAAGCAUAAAAGCACUGCAGUUCCAAAUGCAUUUAGCCGUGAUUAAGUUUAUAAGUACAUUGAAUGAUUAUGGUAAUAAAACGAUUUUAUUCCCAAUAAUUCCUACUGUUUUAUUUUUAAAACGAUCCUUUUAUUUCUACACAUACUAAUCUCAUAUCUUCAAUAUUGAGAGAUCUAUAGAAAACAUUGAGGUAGCAGCAAUUGUCCGUCUAUGAUUUUUAAUAAGUCAACCGCAUUAAAACUUGUUUGGAUCCGCAUGAUAAUUGUGAUCAAUAAUUUGGAACUUGGUAUAAUAAUUGAUUCAAAUCAUUCUUACUGGCUCAGAUGUCUUCGUAAAUCUUGAGUUUUAGUAUACUUCCUUGGAUUCUAUCGACUUAUUUCAUCCCUCCUUUUCAGCCGUAUUUUCUGUGCCUAAAUAUGCUAUCAUCGAUACUACUAAUAUUCCAAAUCCCUUUUGUCGAUUUUAUGUCGCUGCGGUGCUGUGUCGUGGCAAAUCGGAUCAAUGUAUAUCCAUACCCGAUUACCUGCUGACUAUGACUGACUCUUUAGAAACAAUUACACAAGUGUUAAAUACUAUAAUUCAAUAAAUGAAAAAUGCAGCUGUAUUUCGAUCUGUGGUUGUGUAAUACAAUAUUGUCAACAUUUGCCUGGUUGAACAACCCCGAAAAUAGCAAUUAGCAGGUCGUAGAUUUGGGUUCUAAAUGGCAAUCAAAACUACUAUAAUUAAGACUAACAAGAAAACAUUUUUUAGUGCUCGUUGUUAAAAGCAGUAGAAACAGUCUAUUGAUAUGAUUACUGUAAUGAGAAAGAAAUACAAAUUGAAUAAUUAUGAAGAUAAAUGACUUAAACCCUUUCUCCCAUAGAAAUGUAUAUAAAAAUAGAUAGAUAGUUCUAAUUGCUACAUUUUUAUAACAAGCAAGUAUAAAUGACAGCGAAAUGUUUGAUAAAAAAGGCUAGUUGUUUAUUGAUUUGUAUAGUCUGUAUUUAGUGAAUCUGAACAUGCAGUUUAUUGAUCCGCUCGAUAUUUUGUUGGCAACACAUAACUGUGGUUCAGACAAUAUUUAGUAGAUAAGUCAAUUUCUUCAAAGUUUCCAACACGGUUUGUUAAUGAGUGUUAAUCAACAAUAAAUCUAGAUCCAGAGAUUCACAACGAUGCUUUCCAAUCGAUGUAAAUAAUUCAUCACAAUUUCUAUUAUUUCUACAAAUCAUAGUAAAUAUGAUUAAUUUAAAGUAUAAUAUUAUAAUGGUUGAGAUCAUAAAUCAGUUGAAGUUAGACCACAUUGGAAAACCUGGAAGUACUGAACGGCCGUUUUGUCCUAUUGUGGGACUCCUCAACAGUGCGCAUUCACGAUCCCACCUCGCGAGAUUCUAACCUAGGUGUCCCAUAAUAGGACGAAACGGUCGUCCAGGUUUUCCACGGUGGUCUAGCUUCAAUUGACUAAUGAUCUCAAUCAUUGCAAUUACUAUAAUAUCCGCAAAACCGCUGUAGUGAACAAAACCACCAGUGGGGAGAAUCAAAUGUACCUGAGCAUAAAAUUACAGAGCAUCUUAAUAAAAUUUGAGAACCAUAUAGUAAAUGCUUAAUUUGCAAAAUGUCCAUGACUUGUCUCAAAAUGACUCAGACUUCAUUGUUCUUGCAUUUUCAUACAAAUUGCAUUCUGUUUCCAUUCUUUACUAUUCGAUCCUCUUGUCUCUCUGCUGCCAGACAUUCUGUUCACGACUAACAUCAUAUACUACUUGUGUCGAUAUAAGUAGCACACACUACACCCCUACGGAUAUAAUAUCAUACUUGUUAUUGGUUCAUUAAACCGCAUUUACAGUUUACGUAACAUUGUUAGUCAUAUCCAUUUUUUAUUACCCAAAAUCCAGCUUAUUCUAAAAGAAAAUUUUAAAUAGACACUAAAAUCUGUCAACUAAUCAAAUGGAAAUCUUUUAAUACAAUUUUAAUAUUUACCUUAUGUACAAUUUAAUACUUUAAACCCUAGGUUUAGUUAAAUAAAAAUUCCUUGAUUUGAAGUUUGUUUUUUUUCUUCAAUAUAAUCUACUUG
Messenger RNA from Schistosoma spindalis, 3412 nucleotides. The record is from the annotation of a GenBank genome assembly. Lineage: Eukaryota; Metazoa; Platyhelminthes; Trematoda; Strigeidida; Schistosomatidae.